ACACCAUAAAUCCCUUUACUUCCUAUAUUAGUCCCCUAUGCACCAAAGGCAUCCUACACCAUUACAUUACUUCCCUUCUUCCCUUGUUGCAGGAAAUAACCAGAAGAAAUGGAACAAGAUCCACCAUCAACCUUCAUCCGCCCUUGCAAACGCCAAGACAACCUUGCCUCCAGCUCUCGUCCUCUCAUUCCCGGCCCAGCUGGCGCCGUCCAGGCCGCCAUGAUUCACCGCAGAUCCACCGACGACAAACCAAACAUUUCAACCCAACAAUUCGUUAGGCAAGUCCUCCAAGACGGCCACGACACCGAUCCCGAUUUCCAAUCCAAUGCUUGGCUUUCAGCCCUGCAAUUAAACGGAUCUGCCACUCCUCUGGGCGCAAUCACUCACCAUCAUGAAAGAGUAGAUCACGUCAUCGGUGUUAUCAAAUCCUGCAAUCCCAAUGGGUUUGGAGAUGCAACAGUUACACUCAAGGACCCUACGGGCACUGUUGGCGCUAGUAUCCAUCACAAGGUCUUCACUGAAAGCGUAUUUGCGAAAGACAUAACUGUUGGAUCUGUUCUGCUUCUCCAAAAGGUCGCUGUGUUCUCUCCUAGAAAGUCUAAUUGUUAUCUGAAUAAAACCUUGUCCAAUGUAGUCAAGGUAUUUUCAAAGGACAGUGCACCUCCACCUGGAAGCUUCACAAACAUAACAGAAGAUUAA
Lotus japonicus is the source of this 699-nucleotide messenger RNA. RefSeq lists its product as uncharacterized. The record is from RefSeq and is a predicted model, not a curated record. Lineage: Eukaryota; Viridiplantae; Streptophyta; Magnoliopsida; Fabales; Fabaceae. Bases 109 to 699 code for a protein of 196 amino acids. The transcript has 4 exons. Gene Ontology annotation, biological process: recombinational repair.